GGCUUGUUCUCCAGCCCACCCAAAUGCCAUCGAGAAAGAAGGACCGGAGAGGGGUAGCGCAGGGGAGAGAGAGGGACAGGAAAUCCAUCACUGGCCAACACAUGCUUUGUGGGCGCUCGGGCGUUAGAGGGGUAUUCUGGGGCAGCGCCAUAGAUUCGGGGAGCUUCGACGACCAUCAAUUUAUCCAUUGGACCGUCGGCGUUUGGGCAAUUGCUCGCCGGUGCGACUCCAUUGCUGCGGCUUGAUCCUCCGCCGAGGACCGGCUUCGCCACCUCGCCCUCGCCGAUGGUUCGUAUCAUUCAAACCACUCGGAUCAACACCAAUUACAUCCCUCUGCCACGACAAGUUCCUGUCUACCCAGUGGUAGUCGAGGAAAUCCCUGUGGAUCUCCCUCGCAUUCGGGUGGAGAACGGAGUCAUUCUGGAGGACAGCUCGGAGGACUUUCUGCCUGCGCCCACCCCGUUGGCAGAGUCACUAGCCUUCGCAGCUGGAUCGUCAGCUUCAGCACCGCCAGCACCAGCAGUCCAAGCCCCAGGUCCCAGAGGCGACCACCCGGACGACUCUGGUGACGAUAAUGAAGAUGACGAAGAAGAAGAAGAUGAGGAAAACAUCAACGAGGAGGCCAACGAAGAACAGCAGGACCACUACGUGGGGUUAUGGCCUGUCACUGAACAUUAUACCUCAAUGUUCGAGGCAGGGCAUUUCCCUAACCUGCUGCAGGAUGUUCUGCUUGCGUUGGGAACCUACGUCCGACCCCUGUAUGAGACAAGGCGAGUGUACGAGCCUCCUCGGGAUUGCUACUACAUCACUCGCAUUCAUGUCAGGGUGAUGGAUGCAGGUGAUAGAGGGUUCAGGACUCUGUCAGCUCAUGAGUCUCUGACGCCGCUAUCCACCGACGUUGCUUUGGUCAGCAAUGCUGCUAAGCGAACUCUGUGGUCCCUCAGCCACACCUACUGGCAGCUGCUGCAAAACACGAAGUACAUGCAUCUUCCUCUAUGUAUUCCUUGAGAAAGCCAGACCAGCAUUGUUACAGGUGGAGCUGGAGAAGAUCGCCUCAACACCCUAGCUGAUGUGGUGGCAGGUCUUAACACCAACCUGGAUAGUGCUACCCUAGACCUGUCUAGGGUACACAUGGAGCUGGAGGAUGCACACGCAAGGAUCGCAGCCCUGGAAGCUCAGCUUGAUGGAAGGAAUCCCCUGAAGUUCAAGUCCCUGCCAUGGCGUUAUCCCCUCCCUGCAAGAGGAUCCGCUAUGGAGAACCAGGAUCCAUCACCAGGCUGCUUUAGAUUCUUCAAUUAUGUUGUAAUAAGUUAGUUUUCGCAUUAGACGAAAACACCUUUAUAUUAUUACACUAUUAAUAAUAACAACCAUGUG
Zea mays is the source of this 1374-nucleotide messenger RNA. RefSeq lists its product as uncharacterized. The transcript is spliced from 2 exons. The record is from RefSeq and is a predicted model, not a curated record. The coding region runs from base 286 to 1008 and encodes 240 amino acids. NCBI's taxonomy places the organism in Eukaryota, Viridiplantae, Streptophyta, Magnoliopsida, Poales, Poaceae.